Messenger RNA from Emiliania huxleyi CCMP1516, 942 nucleotides. RefSeq lists its product as hypothetical. Lineage: Eukaryota; Haptophyta; Isochrysidales; Noelaerhabdaceae. The record is from RefSeq and is a predicted model, not a curated record. Bases 1 to 942 code for a protein of 313 amino acids. The transcript is spliced from 2 exons.
AUGCAGUCCGAGGCCCUCCAUCGCCUCGCCGAGUUUGGGCGAGAGGCCGCGGGCGCGCUCGCGGCGUCCGACGCGUGGUCGCGCGUUUGCGCCAACCCACCUCUCCUCGCCCAGCUGCGCGACGCCCUGCUGGAGAAUGAGUGCCCGCCGGUUGAGCGCAAACUCGCGCGCGAGAUGCUCUCGGCGAGCGGCCUCACGGCCCUGAGUUCGCGAGUUCGCGAGUUCGAGAGUCGCACGGCGAGUGCGGCUCCGGCCCAGCCGGACGACUUCCCGCUCGUGGUCCUGCUCAACCGCGUCGCGCGGACGCUCGGCCUGCUCCCUCUGGUCGCGCCCUCCCCUCUCCACGAGCGGGCGCCGUACUGUGCCGUCUGCGGCUUGACCAUGGACGGGAUGGCGGCAGACGGCACGCCGCUCCAGGUGGUCGGAAACCCGCCCUACGACCCCGACUCGGUCGAGCCGGCCGGUGGCGAGGUGCUCUUUGGCCUGCUGCUGCUUCGCUCGAUGGUGCCUCCGCCCGGUGAGCCCGGGUGGGUGCUCUGGCGCGAGGCGGCGUGCGGCUGCACAAUGCUCGACCACUGCUACAUCGUGCUGCGUGGCGCGUCGGCCGCCUGCCCCGGCACAGCCUGCCCCGCUUGCGGAGGGGAGAUCGAGGCGUGCCGCCGCUCUUUUUGGCGGUACGGCGUGUCCGGAACGCCGCACGAGCUCGGCUUGGAAGACGAGCACUCGGCGCCGGAGGACAGCGAGGCGAAGGCGGCGCUCGACAAGGCAAAGGAGGCGCUCGACCCGCGCAAGCUCGCGGUGGUGAGGCGCUUCCUCCCGCCGAGGCUGGCGCUGGAUUUGGAUGAUAUGCAGCACUACUACGGGGGGGGUUCCUUCCCAAACGGUGCGGAGGCCGAGGGCUCCCGGAGGAAAUGGUCCUGGCGGAACGGGAGGGGGCUUUAA